Molecule: messenger RNA, 2826 nt
Organism: Oppia nitens
Lineage: Eukaryota; Metazoa; Arthropoda; Arachnida; Sarcoptiformes; Oppiidae
Product: semaphorin-2A-like
Exons: 12
Coding region: 470-2644 (724 amino acids)
Biological process (GO): negative chemotaxis; neural crest cell migration; negative regulation of axon extension involved in axon guidance
Molecular function (GO): chemorepellent activity; semaphorin receptor binding
Source: RefSeq, a predicted model, not a curated record
AGAUGUGGGUCUCUAUAGUGUAAAUGUAAGCAUCAAUAGUGAGUCUCAGUGUUUGUUAAUAGUAUGAGUCCUGUAAUGCAUUGCAGUCAACGACUCAAUGAAGCCAUAACUACAUGUAUAGCAUAAGUAUAUAAGCAUUGCUUCAAACAACUUAUCGCUUGUGUUUGAAAUUGCUUUUCAUUUGUUUUUUAAUCAAUUGACUAAUUUGUUUGUAUUUGUUGUGAUUUUGGUGACAAUUAAGACAUUAAUAAUACAUUUGAUGAUAUCGUAACAGACAUAUGAUUGAUAUGACAUUAAACAGACAGUGAAUUGUUGUCCACAAUAGACAACACAUGCAAACCAUUGAUGAUAUAGUUAUUAACGUUUUGAUUGUUUUGUUUUUGUGAAUAUUUACUAUAGUUUGUAAACAAUUGAAACAACGAUUGAAUAAUAUAAACAAAAACAAUACAAUUAUAAAUAAUUUGUAAAUAUGAGGAUUAUGUGCUAUAUGUGUGUCUCACAGACAACCUAUCAGUGCUUAAGACAAACAUUUUUCAUUACAAUGAUUGCAACGAUGUCUCACUUCUGUAGCUUUUCCUAUGGAUUUAGACAACACUGGAAUCAAUACAAUAGUGAGACACAACCCGCUGUCGGACAUCAUAGAGAACACGUCCGAGACUUCAGUUGCGGUCGAUUUCAUUACAGGACUUUUUAUUUGAACAUUAAUAGGGAUACCCUAUAUGUCGGUGCGAUGGAUAGAAUAUAUCGAUUAAAUUUAAAUAACAUAAACAAAACUAGAUGUGAGAGUGAUUCGUUAUCAUUGGAGCCAAACAACGUGGCCUCGUGUGUCUCCAAAGGAAAAUCAGAGCUUUAUGAUUGUAGAAAUCAUAUUCGGGUGAUUCAACCGAUAGGAAGUGAUAGCAAUAACUUAUAUAUUUGUGGUACUAAUGCUCAUAACCCUAAAGAUUGGGUCAUUAAUGCAAAUUUAACAUUACUGUCAUCACACGAAUCAUUUCCCGGAAUCGGCACCGGUAUAGCUAAAUGUCCAUUUGAUCCGGACGAUAAUGCAACUGCAACUUGGGUUGAACACGGAAACCCUGAUGGACUGCCCGGUCUUUACAGUGGAUCUGUUGCUGAAUUUACAAAAGCAGAUACCGUUAUAUUUCGCACAGAUUUAUAUAAUUUGACGAAUGGACAAAAAGUACAACCAUUUAAGCGGACCAUCAAAUAUGACUCCAAAUGGCUCGACAAACCCAAUUUUGUCGGAUCCUUUGAUAUCGGAGAAUACGUUUAUUUCUUUUUCCGUGAGAGUGCUGUCGAGUAUAUAAAUUGCGGCAAAAAUAUCUAUUCCCGCGUCGCUAGGGUUUGCAAACGCGAUACGGGAGGAAAAAAUAUAUUGAACAAGAAUUGGGCCACUUUUGUAAAGGCAAGACUUAAUUGUUCAAUUCCCGGGGAAUUCCCGUUUUACUUCAAUGAAAUUCAAAGCAUUUACAAACAUCCAGACGAUAACAAAAAGUUUUAUGCCGUCUUCUCGACAUCAAUGAAUGGAUUGAUUGGAUCAGCCAUUUGUACGUUUAAUCUCAACAGAAUAGAAGAAGUCUUUUUAGGAAAAUUUAAAGAACAAUCUACUUCAUCAUCGGCGUGGCUACCGGUGCUCACUAGUAAAGUACCAGAGCCACGUCCGGGCACAUGUGUCAACGAUACGCAGGUUCUUCCAGAUUCUGUGCUCAACUUUCUUCGUGGUCAUCCAUUGAUGGAUUCAGCCGUAUCUCAUGAUAACGGAAGACCUGUUUUUUAUAAACGUGAUAUUAUAUUCACACGAAUAGUUGUGGACAGACUUGAAGUCGACGGUAUUGAAUACACUGUAUAUUUUGCCGGUUCUAAUAUUGGAGUCGUAUAUAAAGUGGUCGAAUGGUAUGACCGGUCGGGUGAAGUUCACUCUAAUUUAGUUGACGUCUUUGAAGCUACAGUUUCCGAACCCAUCAGAGCUAUGGAAAUAUCGGGAAAACAUAAAUCACUUUAUGUAUCAUCCGAUUCAAUGGUGCGUCAGUUUGAUCUCUUGAUGUGUAAAUCGAGAUAUGAAAACUGUGUCCGUUGUAUUCAAGACCCAUACUGUGGAUGGGAUAGGGAUCACUCUGAGUGUAAACCAUAUGUUAUUGGCCUUAUCCAAGACAUAACAAAUGCCACUCCAGGCAAUUGUGACAAUAGUGUCCAUCACAAGCAAAUUAAAGCAAAUUGGGGACAAAGUAUACACCUUUCCUGUCCGAUCCAAAUACCAGAUAUUGAAAGUCUUAAUUCAAAAGUGGGACCAAUUAAAUGGUUAUACUAUAGAAGUGAUCGCUCGAGUGGUUAUGAAGUUUUUGCACGAAGAGACCGAUUUGUUCACACUUCUGAUUACGGACUCGUCAUUCUUGGCAUUACUGAUCGAGAAAAUGGUCGAUACGAUUGUAAAUUAGGAUUUAAUACUCUCUAUAGUUAUACUAUUUCUGUUGAUCCGAAAACAUGUAAUGCACCGACAGAUAGUGAAUUCAAGAAAGCAUAUUCUGAAUGGUGUCACGAGUUUGAGAAAUACAAACAAACAAUGAAGUCGUGGCACGACAGACAAGAUAAAUGUAAAACAAAAAGUCAUUCCAACGAUGUUUCCAAUGAAAGUCGGUUUUCUUGAAAAGUGAUUAUUUGUCGAUUGGAUACACUGUUUGUUAACAAAGAAACAGUCGAUUCCUGAAAUUUGUGCUCAAAUCUGGUCAUUAAUUAAAAACUUUGAAUAUUGAUUUAUACACUCGUUUUUGGAUUAAAUAAUCUAUUUAUUAAUUGCUGUGAUAUUAAUAAUAUUAAUAUAUCAUAUAU